ACAGCUGGAGUUGGAGCAACUGGGAAACUUGACUCGUCUUUUCCUCCCAGACCUGUUCUGGCCUUGCUGGGAGACCCUGGAGCUGCCUUAGCGACGGGCUGGCUUCUCUCAAGAGCCGCAGCAGGCCUGCCAGGGCCUGUCACCAUGCCGCCGAAGGAAGGGGAGAAGGGCAAGAAGGGGGCCAAGGAGCCGAAUCCUCUCAGCAAACCCCCCGAGGAGCCCCUCACGGAGGUGACCCGGGAAUUCUACCUCAUCCAGAUUCGGGAUCUGGAGAGCCGGCUGGCCAGGUACCAGCGGAGAUGGGACGAGUUGGUGGUGGAGGAGAAGCUCUUCCGCCUGGAGUUUGAGCAGCUGGCCAACAGCAAGAAGGAGAUCGUGGCCUUCCUCAAGCGCACCCUCAACCAGCGGGUGGACGAGAUCACCGACCUGAAUGAACAGCUGCAGGGCCUGCAGCUCUCCAAGGAGGCGGAGAAGGACGCCUUCGAGGCCCAGCUGGCUCAGGUCCGCCAUGAGUUCCAGGAGACCAAGGACCAACUCACCACGGAGAACAUGGUGCUGGGGGGGAAGCUGGCUGCCCUGGAGGACUUCCGACUUCAGAAGGAGGAGCUGAUGGCCCAGUUUGCGCUGCUGGAGGAGCAGCUGAAGAAGCAGGAGUUGGAAUACAAGGAGCACAUCUACCACCUGGAGAAGAAGGCCGUGCUGGACAAGGACAACCUGAAGAAGGAGAUCAUCCAGCGGGUGAACACCGUGGCGGCCGAGUUCCGCAAAAUCUCCUCCAGCCAGAUAGCGGAGACGACCAGGCGGGCCAUCCGGGAGAACAUGACGGUGACCCUGCAGCUGGCCAGCACGUCCUCCCGCAGCCUGGCCCUGCUGCAGGAGAACGAGCAGCUGCACUGCAGCCUGCGGGAGAUGCGGAAACAGCUGGACCUGCUGCAGUGCACGGAGAAAGCCAUGGCCAAGAGCAGCCUCGGCAACAAGAAGAUGAUCCAGCUGCUGAGCGAGAAGUGUCGGGAGCAGCAGCAAGGGGUGGAAGAGGCUGGUCAGCUGAGGAAGGAGCUGGGCAGGCUGAAAGUCGCCUUUAAGCAGCUGCAGAGCACCAACCAAGCCCUGAGGAAGGAGGUGAAGCGGCUGGAGGAAGAGGUGGAGCAGCGGAAGGAGGAGGGGCAGCGGCUGGACCAGGAGCUGGAUGGGGAACUGAAGCAGAGGCAGAACCUGGAGCAGGUGUUAGCCCAGGCCACCUACUCCCUCAAAGACAUCCUGUCGGAGCGGCCACCCGCGGAGGAUGGCCACUUCGAUGUGCGGUUCCAGCUGCGGCGCAAUGAGCUGCUGCAACGCCUGCUGGUCCAGCUGAGCAGGAUCGCGGCCGCCCAACUGCACGUCCCCGAGUUUGUGCCCCCGCCGGCCGCCGAGCCCCAGGAGCAGAGCCCUGCCGAGUCCCCGCUGGGGCCCCUGCUCCAGCAGCUGGGCAGAGUGGCACACUACAGGCCGGGGGACCUGGGGCUCAUCCCCCGCCCGCUGCCCGCCCACCCCAACCCCCACGACAUCGCCCUGCUCUCGCGGACCAGCCGGCUCGGCCCCCUCCGGGCCUCCAUCACCUCCCAGACCUCUGUUCCUCCCCACAAGAAGGGGGCAAAGCAGGGCAAGCUGCCUGCUCUCCCACGGCCCAGCCAGUAGGAAAAGGAAGGACGCAUUUAUCCCUCAAAAGACACUGGCUGAGUCCAGCUCGGCCUGACUCCCCGCCUUUAUUCCCCUCCCUCCUCGGGGUCGGGGGGCACUCGGUGGGUGGGGGGUGAGGACCUGUUCUAUAAAGCGGCUAUUUUACA
Messenger RNA from Tachyglossus aculeatus (Australian echidna), 1823 nucleotides. RefSeq names its product cilia and flagella associated protein 157 (gene CFAP157). The coding region runs from base 145 to 1674 and encodes 509 amino acids. Lineage: Eukaryota; Metazoa; Chordata; Mammalia; Monotremata; Tachyglossidae. The record is from RefSeq and is a predicted model, not a curated record. The transcript has 10 exons. Gene Ontology annotation, cellular component: cilium; ciliary basal body. Gene Ontology annotation, molecular function: microtubule binding. Gene Ontology annotation, biological process: sperm axoneme assembly.